Caenorhabditis remanei is the source of this 1617-nucleotide messenger RNA. RefSeq lists its product as uncharacterized. Bases 1 to 1617 code for a protein of 538 amino acids. Gene Ontology annotation, molecular function: UDP-glycosyltransferase activity. The record is from RefSeq and is a predicted model, not a curated record. Lineage: Eukaryota; Metazoa; Nematoda; Chromadorea; Rhabditida; Rhabditidae. The transcript has 7 exons.
AUGAAACUCGCCGCUUUUUUCCCUUUAUUUUUAAAUUUUUUACCAUGCGUCCCUUACAAAGUUCUUGUAUUCAACCCGGCUUUCGGAGCCAGUCACUCGAAUUAUCUGGGAAAAAUAUCCGAUAUUCUUAUUGAUGCCGGUCACGAGGUGACAAUGCUUAUACCAACAUUUAUGGAAGCGAAAAAAGAAUUGGUUGGCUCGAAAAAAGUGACGAAAAACAAAAUUAUAAGAAUCGAGCAAGACUCGAAAUGUCGAAAGAUGGAAGAAGAGUCAAAAUUCGAAGAAAUUAUGAGGAAAACAGUUUGGACGGAUAGUGGGGAUGCUGCUUCUCUUUUCUUAAGUUGGAUAAAAAACUUCACAAUUCUCAGUGGGUGGCAGUGUGCAAACAUUUUUCAACAAACCACCAUAUUGGAAAACCUGAAAAACGAGAAUUUCGACCUAGGAAUCACCGAGGCUCUUUCAAUUUGUGGUUUUCCCUUAUUCGAUCACAUCGGUGUAAAAACCAUCAUAAAUGCGGACUCACUUCUCCAUCUAGACAUUGUCAAAUACGCUCACGGUGAACCGGCUUCUACUAGCUUCUUCCCUGGUGUGUUCUCCACUGAUUCGGAUAAAAUGAGUUUUUUUGGAAGACUCAAGAACCUUAUUGGUUUAUCGUUCCCUUGGUACUUCUCGUGGGCCAGAUUUCAAAGUGAACUUGAAGCUAUUAAACCUUACUACAAGAAAUCACUGACCUGGCAGGAGCAUCUCAACAGUGCAGCUUUUAAUUUCGUGAAUUCCAAUCAAUUCUUGGAUUAUCCUCGUCCAACACUACCCAAAACAGUCUUCAUCGGUGGAAUGCAAGUGGGAACCAAAAGCAAUGAAAACUUGAAAUUAGACAAUGAAUGGAAUGACCUUCUCAACACUAGAAAGCAAAACAUUCUGGUUUCUUUUGGAUCUCUUGCAUUUUCCUCUGAAAUGCCUGAUGAGUUUAAGAACUCGCUGCUGGAAGUAUUUACAUCGAUGCCCGAUGUCACUUUCAUAUGGAAGUAUGAAGAAGAAAAUGACACGUUGGCGGAUCAUUUGCCAAAUGUGAAAUUGACGACGUGGAUGCCACAGAAUGCGUUAUUGGCCGAUGACAGAUUGACCUUGUUCAUCACACACGGUGGUCUUGGCAGCACUUUUGAACUUGCUUAUCAAGGAAAGCCAGCGGUCGUUAUCCCCCUCACUGGCGACCAACCACGAAACGCACACAUGCUGACUAGACAUGGCGGAGCUCUCCAACUUGAUAAAUCUCAACUGGCGAAACCCGAAGACAUCCGGAAUGCUAUUCAGACAGUGAUCAAUGACGAAAGCUACAAGAAAAACGCGGAAAAGUUGGCUGAAAUUUUGAGAUCCUUGCCAAAUCAACCGAAAGAUGCUGUUUUGAAGCAUUGUGAAUUUGCCGUGAAGUUUGGAAACUUGGAAACUUUGAAAUCGGAGGGAAGGAAUCUGAACUUUGUUCAGUAUUAUUCGAUUGAUAUUUUAGUCGUUGUGGUUUCUCUACUUUUAGCAUUGUUGGCUAUCAUAUUUUGCAUUUUUCGAUUUAUCUUCAGAAAAUUGUGCAAGUUGUUCUUCGGUGGUAAAAGUAAGUUGGAAUAA